UCUAGUAAUUGAUUCCAUCAAUCUCUUUUGUCAUUUCGAGCACUUUCAUCUCUCUCACAACCAGAAGAAGACAAUGGCCGGAAAGGAUCUCAACCAGAAGCUCAAUGAACUCAUCAGCUCCUUGCAAGACCAGGGCAUUCUGGAUGACUACUUUGAUGAACUGAAAGGGUUACAAGAUGAACAAAGUCCACAGUUUGUUACCAACACUAUAACUAUUUACCUUGGUGGAGCAGACGAUACGAUUGCAGAACUCACCAAAAAUCUGAGCGAGCCUGCAGUGAACUAUCCCAGGGUGACUUAUCUUGCGGAUAAACUGAAGGGAAGUAGCAUGAGUAUCGGUGGCGCUCGGAUGGCAGAUGUUUGCGCUGAGCUCUGUGAGGCAAGUGAGGCAAACAAAAGAGAAGCGUGUCUUGCACUCUUUGGAGGGGUCAAUCGUGAAUAUUCUAUCUUGCAGGAGAGUCUGAAUAAGAUUGCUCAGUUGGAGCAAGCAAUUCAUGAUAAUGAGGAGUAGAUCGAGCACAGCUUUUGAACAGUUUUCUCCAAUAGCCGAUCAGAUGUUUCCUUAAAUAAGUUGGUUAUAACAGAACUGAGGAUCUGUUAUGAACUCAUUACCAUAAAUAAUUAGUAAUUCUGUCAUGUUUGUCAUACAUUUUAGGACCCGAAUCUACAUUUUAACUUUAGAAUAAGUUCACUGCUAAGUGAACAUUAUGCACACUGCCUGUAUUGGACUUUUAGGAGUCAGUUUCUGGUGUGGUGAAAGACAUGUAUGCAAGUUUUAUUUAUG
Molecule: messenger RNA, 784 nt
Organism: Rosa rugosa (rugosa rose)
Lineage: Eukaryota; Viridiplantae; Streptophyta; Magnoliopsida; Rosales; Rosaceae
Product: histidine-containing phosphotransfer protein 1-like
Exons: 6
Coding region: 74-511 (145 amino acids)
Biological process (GO): phosphorelay signal transduction system; cytokinin-activated signaling pathway; phosphorylation
Cellular component (GO): nucleus; cytoplasm
Molecular function (GO): histidine phosphotransfer kinase activity; protein histidine kinase binding
Source: RefSeq, a predicted model, not a curated record